AUGGCUAUAACUAUGGAUCUGGAGGAAAGCGUAUCUGACUCGAAACUUCAUAAGGAAAGUAUUAGCAAAAAGGAAUUACGGCCGUCAAGUGCAGUUUCCAUCUCCAAGUCUGAUCAUGGACUAGCAGAAACGUCAUCUUCCAUCGAACAACUAAAGCAGUACAAGAGCUGGGUCAGUCCUGACAGAUGGAAUGAACUUAAAAAGAUAGCUGAUACUGCGAUGAAAGACCGCAAAGUGUUCAUGAUUAAGGGGGGUGGUUUCCCUGCUGUGCGUCGAGCUCUUACUGAGCGUGGCUGGAUUGAAAAGUACGAGACACAUAAGGUUCGACAUCCACCACCAGCCAUCGAUCCCAGAAAAGUAUCGGGUAAAGAAUUGACCAAAGUCGAAAGAAUGAUUUUAUACAAAUUUAUGGAACACCAUUCAGUAGAUUUUCUCUGGACGACAAAGAGGGAUAAAUACGAUUGGUUACUUAGUAACAAAGACGUCGUUAUCAGCAGAUUUUUUAGAUCAGUUUUCACCACGAAAGAAGGAUUAACAUCUUCUCUGACCCAAAUGCACUGGUUCACGGACCCAGGUGUAGCUGUAACACGAUUUCCACGCUGUUACAACAUUUAUAAUUCCGAUAGCCUUGAAGAAUUUAUCGAUGACUUCAGAAUAACGGCUUGUAUAAGUGUUCUGAAAUGGCUCUCGAAUACAUUUCAAGACAAAAAUGAACAGCAUCUUGUACAGCCCCACGGAAAGGUUCCAUUGAGUGCCGUAGAAUUUGCGAUAGCAAGACUCAAUGAAUACGUAGCGUUCUUCUCCCAUAAGGAUAUAGAUGAUACUGAGGAACAAGCUCAACAUGUUUGGGAACACGAAUGGGAUCAGUUCCUUACACAUCAUUAUCUCCUGGUACAUGAAAAUGCAAAAUUUACUGAAGACAAAAAUAUAAAUAUUCGGCAAUUGGAAAGGAAAUCGUCUAAAGUUCUAGCCACUAUGGUAAAAUUUUGGCCUCAAAUGGAUAUAGAUGGAGUUUUUAACAUUUGGAUUGUAAAACCUGGCAACAAAUGUCGCGGCAAAGGCAUACAACUAAUGAACAAUAUAAAAGAUAUUAUUGGCCUCAUUAAUGUUCCAGCACAAAAAACAAGAUAUGUGGUUCAGAAAUAUAUAGAAAAUCCUUUGGUAGUAUACAACACAAAAUUUGACAUUCGACAGUGGUUUUUAGUCACAAAUUGUCAGCCUCUAACCAUUUGGGUUUACAAAGACAGUUACCUAAGAUUUAGCUCUCAAAUAUUCAGUCUGUCGAAUUAUCACGAAUCCGUCCACCUCACAAAUAAUGCAAUCCAAACAAAAUAUAAGAACAACGGUGAUAGGGACAAAGCACUGCCUGAUGAAAAUAUGUGGGAUUGUCACACUUUCAAAGCUUAUCUAAGACAGAUAGGGCAAUAUGAAAUGUGGGACUCGAAAAUUUACCCAGGAAUUAAACAAUGUUUGAUAGGCGCUAUGCUCGCAUGCCAAGAGUCUAUGGAUAAAAGGCAAAAUAGCUUUGAAUUGUACGGAGCUGACUUUAUGUUAACUGACGAUUUUACUCCAUGGCUUAUUGAAAUCAAUUCGAGUCCAGAUUUGGCACCGACUACUUCAGUCACAGCGCGCUUGUGUCCACAAUGUCUUGAAGAUGUCAUAAAAGUCGUCUUAGACAGACGUUCGAAUCCUGAAGCUGAUACAGGUACCUUUGAACUGGUCUAUCGGCAAGUUAUACCAAAAGCUCCAGCAUACCUUAGUUUACAACUAUGCAUUAACGGUAAAAGACUUAUAAAGAAAUCCAAAGAGAAGAAAACUGAGCACAAGUCUGUAACGCCGUUUCCUACACCAAUACCCGUGGGAGAUAUUAUACUAGAUCCUGGUCAACCGGUUCCACCAGAAUACAGUGGACCCAUAAUUACAGAUUUUCUAACUUGGCUCAAUCCAUACGACGCUUUACCUACCAACAAAGAUGGCAUUCUAAUAGGCCAACGGGAUUCACUGACGGUACGCCAAACUGUUAAUGUUGUGAAUUCAAGUAACAUAUUUAAAGCAUCCAAAAAGCGUAAAUCAUCUGCGCUCUCUUGUAGGACUCAUCGAGGAAGACGCGAAAAAAAUUCAGAAUCCAAACGACGUAUUAAGCCCCACUCUUGCUGCCGACCCGAAGAUGAACAAUCAAGUAACACAAAAAUUACAAAAUACCGAACUGAAUCCGCGAAAAAAUUUGAAAUGCCCAAAGUUGACAGGUCUGUUGGUAAUAAGCGUUGCUAUAUAGAUCCUGCUGAAUGGGAACGUGAAACUGCGAGCAUACUUCGAUCAACUAUUUCUAUUCAAAACAAAAUUUUGAUUAAAAACCAAGGUAGCGGGCAAAUCCAAUCUAAAUCAGUUGUUAGAAAUAGUCGUAAAACUUUAGAACCUUUAGCUUCAGGUGACUAUGGAAAAGAGUCAAAUUCAAUUAAAAAGUUAAGUGCCAUAGGUCGAAGUAUUUGUAAACUCCACAGUGAAAACCAAAAUAAAUCAAUAACCUUGUCCAAAAGUUGUACUUCUAUUAAUUAUGCCCCAUAUAGAGUUGUUCCAUUACUUGAUGCAAAAUCGUCGUUAAAAAGAGAUAAUACAAAAAUAUAG
Pieris macdunnoughi is the source of this 2625-nucleotide messenger RNA. The record is from the annotation of a GenBank genome assembly. Lineage: Eukaryota; Metazoa; Arthropoda; Insecta; Lepidoptera; Pieridae.